AUGAGAAAGGUUUUGAACAAAGCCAGGUCGGCAUUCGACGAGCUCACUGACUCCCACUUUAUUUCCCAGAAACCUCCUUCCCAAGCAGACCAACCUUCCACGAUCGGACCUCCCAGCACCCAAGACCUCCUCCGCUACAGAUAUCACUGGGGCACCAACCUCGGCUCCAUUUUCGUCCUCGAGAGAUGGCUCUCAGGCUCCAUGUUUGUCUCCUCUGCCAACGGAGACAGUGAACUCGCUGCCGUGACAGCAGCUGUGCAAGACCUUGGAGUCGACAGGACUAAAGCCAAAUGGGAAGAACACUGGAGGAAUGCAGUUAGAGAGCCGGAUCUUGAGUGGCUGGUGAGAGAGGCGAGGUGUACGAGUAUCAGGUUGCCGAUUGGGUAUUUUACGCUGGGAGAGGAGUGGUGUCGAGGAACGCCGUUUGAAAGCGUCGGGUGCGUCUAUCGGGAUGCGUGGGAGGCUGUUAGGGACUUGGUCGCGAGAGCAAGAGGGUGGGGGAUUGGGGUUUUGCUGGAUUUUCAUUUUGUUUUUGGGGGUGCUAAUGGAGAGGCUCAUGGUUGUGGGGAUGGGAGGGCGGAUCUAUGGGGCAACAAGAAUAACAGGGAGAGGUGUAAACAGGCUUUGGGGUGGAUUGCAAGCCAAGCGAAACAAAUGGAUGGCGUCGUAGGCAUUCAGAUCGUGAAUGAAGCUACCCAUAACGCCUCCGGGAUGUACCAGUUCUACGAAGAAGUUAUCACGGAGAUAGCUAGAUAUGACGAGAGUAUGCCCGUCUAUAUCUCAGAUGCCUGGGAUCUGAAAACAGCAUUAGACUGGACCACCAGAAGACACCCUUUCAGUCGAGCACCGAAGAAUCCGGUUCUUAUUGACACGCACCGCUACUACACUUUUAGCGACGAAGAUCGAAGAAAGAGUCCCCAGCAAAUCAUUGGAGCCAUUGGUGCCGAAUUGGGGGAGCUUGACGGGAAAGAGGGAAGUCUGGGAGAUAGAGGAGAGGCACAGAUUAUCAUUGGCGAAUGGAGUUGCGUCCUUGACGACCAAACAUGGAGUCGUGUUCGACCCGAACAAAAGGAUGACCUAGUCACCCAGUUCGGACGAUGUCAGAGUCAGAAAUGGCAGAAGAGAUCAGGGGGGAGUUAUUUCUGGACUUACAAAAUGGACUGGAUGGAUGGUGGAGAAUGGGGCUUUGUCGAACAGAGUAAAAAGCACAAUAUUGUCCCACCACCUUCUUUAACUCUACCUCUCCAGGAAGUCCGAAACAGACUUCAGCACGCGGGGGCGCAGAGACAGCAGAUGGCUGAUAGUGCGAGACAAAGCCAUGAGAAUUACUGGAACCAGACCGCUCCAGGAAAGCCUUUUCAGCAUCAGCUCUUCAGUGAUGGGUGGGAUAUUGGGUUCUCAGAUGCACACAUGAUCUUUGGGAUGCGAUGUGAGGGUGCUUUGGGUCCGCGACCUGCUGCCGGUGAGGGUGGAGAUAGGAUCGGUUGCUUGGAGAUCUGGGUCAAAAAGAGGCUUUUGGAGUCGGGACAACGAGGAGAGUUUGUGUGGGAAUGGGAGCAGGGUCUUAGAGCUGGGGUGGGUGAUUUCAACCAAUGUGUUGGGAAAAAAGCAAGCAAGAAAGUCAUCAUGGGUGGCCGUGCUCAAUAUGGCAAAGUGCAUUGGAAGUAUUUUGACACUGACAUUGACUUUUGA
Molecule: messenger RNA, 1692 nt
Organism: Drepanopeziza brunnea f. sp. 'multigermtubi' MB_m1
Lineage: Eukaryota; Fungi; Ascomycota; Leotiomycetes; Helotiales; Drepanopezizaceae
Biological process (GO): glucan catabolic process
Cellular component (GO): cell surface; extracellular region
Molecular function (GO): glucan endo-1,6-beta-glucosidase activity
Source: RefSeq, a predicted model, not a curated record